AUGGGUUGUGUUGGGUUGGGUGAGAGCGAGGUCCCAAUGGCUCUUCAAACCUCAUUGCUUGAUUCUGUCCUCCGAAUCCCUCCCGCCAAAAACUGGCCAAGCCCAAACAUUCUUAUCCUACGCACACCCUGUGUUAACGUACACCCAUCUUCCUCCCCACUCCCAAUUCUCUCCCGGAAAAUCUUUCCUAAACCCCUCAGAGCUUCGACGCCCCAAAAAUACGUUUAUCCUGACCCAAUUCCCGAGUUCGCCGAAGCUGAGACCGAGAAGUUCAGGGUCGAGCUUCUCAAGAAGCUAUCCAAGGAGGACACGUUCAGAGAUGACCUCCAUGCGGUUGUAGCGGUCUGUGCACAGAUAUUUAGUGAAUUCUUGCACAAGGAGUAUGGAGGACCUGGGACACUAUUAGUUGAGCCUUUCACAGAUAUGUUGGUUGCUCUCAAGGAAAAGAAGUUGCCUGGAGCACCUUUGGCUGCCCGAGCAUCCCUGUUAUGGGCACAAAACUAUGUUGAUCAAGACUGGGAAGUCUGGAACUUGAAACCGAAACCACCCAAGUGACUGUUUUUCAAUAUUUUUUUUCUUUUCCAAGUUUUCCUCCUGUUGUAUACUAUCUACUAUCUCCUAUCUAUCAAGAAGAUACUCCACCACAAACUUAAGUUUUAAAAACAACGUCUGAUCCAUUGCACUUUCUUAGCUAUACAGAGAUCUUAUUUACUCAAAAUGGUUGGAAUGUGGGAUUUGUUGACAGUGGCUUAUAACAGCUUGGUACUACCACUCUCCUGGAUGUCUUGCGUCUUUGUUUCCAGGUUUGAGGAAGACCAGCAGUGAAUGUUUUGUGGCUGUCCAUUGCAGUUUCCACUGGACAUCCUGCAAGUUAAAAUUGGAAGAAGAAUCAGCUUCCAGCCUCAGAGAUGCUCUGCAAUGAGGGUCGCCAUGAUUUUGACCUUGCCGCUGCAGCAGAAGUCGUUGAUGCUGUCCUCGGUCGGUGUCUUUCAUGGUUCACCACCUGGAAUUUUGUUACAAAUUGUAGCAUUAGUUCAUGUUUCAUCACCAAGACACUUUGAUCUGCUGUCAUACUCUAUUCUCUCUAAUAUGAAGGUGGGCACAUUCUAUCA
This is a messenger RNA of Vitis riparia (riverbank grape), 1112 nucleotides long. RefSeq names its product protein PLASTID REDOX INSENSITIVE 2, chloroplastic-like. Gene Ontology annotation, biological process: regulation of gene expression. The record is from RefSeq and is a predicted model, not a curated record. Lineage: Eukaryota; Viridiplantae; Streptophyta; Magnoliopsida; Vitales; Vitaceae. The transcript is spliced from 3 exons. Bases 1 to 555 code for a protein of 184 amino acids.